Paraphaeosphaeria sporulosa is the source of this 911-nucleotide messenger RNA. RefSeq names its product 60S ribosomal protein L14. The record is from RefSeq and is a predicted model, not a curated record. Gene Ontology annotation, biological process: translation; ribosomal large subunit biogenesis. NCBI's taxonomy places the organism in Eukaryota, Fungi, Ascomycota, Dothideomycetes, Pleosporales, Didymosphaeriaceae. Gene Ontology annotation, molecular function: RNA binding; structural constituent of ribosome. Gene Ontology annotation, cellular component: ribosome; cytosolic large ribosomal subunit. Bases 1 to 435 code for a protein of 144 amino acids. The transcript has 3 exons.
AUGGGUGACGCCGAUAUCACAACGAGCCAGUGGAGGUUGGUCGAGGUCGGCCGCGUCGUCGUCUUCAGCGGCGGCCAGUACGACGGACGGUUAGCCACCGUUGUCGAGAUCAUCGACCACAAGCGUGUGCUUGUUGACGGUCCCUCCAAGGACGCCCCCGUCCCCCGCCACGCAGUCGCCCUCGCCAAGGUGUCUCUCACCCCCAUCGUCAUCCCCAAGCUUCCCCGCGGUACCGGACGUGGUCAUGUUGCCCAGCAGUGGGAGAAGGAGGGUGUCGAUGCCAAGUGGGCCGAGAGCUCCUGGUCCAAGAAGCGCGCUCAGUUCCAGAAGAGGAGGCAGCUCACCGACUUUGAGCGCUUCAAGGUCAUGAAGCUCAGGAAGCAGGCCCGCUUCGAGGUUCGCAAGUCUCUCGCCAAGGUCCGCAGCGCAGCAUAGAUUCUAUCAACGGCGUCGGGGGUACGGGAGGCGGGUGCAUCGUCCCAGGUCACAGUGGAGGGCACCCGCAUGUCAUGAGCAACUCGAAGGGCUAUCCACGGCAUUCAAAAUUUCCAAUCCCGACUGGGCAUAUGAUUUCCUGUUUGGCAUGGUGCAAUUCGGAUCUGGAGAUGAAGCCGACUCUCUCAUGUGAGCGCAUGUAGAAAGAGUCCAAAAUCCCAAAGUUCAUGAACCCAACAUUUUAGCAUUUCUGUAAUUGAUAUCCGGUUUACGCACCACAAGUCUGACGGUCAUCACGGCGCUACGGGUGAAUUGAGGAGCCUCACUGACGUUCGCCGUGAUCCUGCACAUUGCCGCAUUCGACAACGUUCUUACACAUGCCCCUAUGGUCAGCCAGAUUACACUUUGAAUUUAUGCCGUACAAAUGUUGCCUAAGAGACUAAAUUUUACUGCGAAGUGCAAUAGGGGCGCGCGAU